Daucus carota subsp. sativus is the source of this 1329-nucleotide messenger RNA. RefSeq lists its product as uncharacterized. Bases 1 to 1329 code for a protein of 442 amino acids. Lineage: Eukaryota; Viridiplantae; Streptophyta; Magnoliopsida; Apiales; Apiaceae. The transcript is spliced from 9 exons. The record is from RefSeq and is a predicted model, not a curated record.
AUGACUAGCUAUGAUCCUUUGUGUGCACUUGACAACACUAGGACGAAUUGGAAUAUCAAGGUACGUAUUACCAGGAUGUGGGCGUCUAUAUCGACCAAAGAAGGGAAAGACACACUCAAAGGAUAUAAUCUGAUUUUACCCGAUGAAGACAAUUUUCAUGUUCAUGCUUUCGUGUACGCUGAUAAUUGGAUAUCUCUUGAAAGAAAGAUAAAGCUGGAAGAAGGAGGAAUCUACAACAUUACAACUUCUUAUACCAAAAAUGCAACGGGUCAUUUAAGGCCUGUCUCUUCAAAGAUCUUGAUCAACUUCUCGAACAGUACGAGGGUCAUGAAGAUAGAUGAAGAUGACUUCACGAUACCAAUGCAUAAAUUUGAGUUUGUUGAUCUCGGCGGCCUGUUCCCACUUGCCAAUUCUUAUCCAAAACCAGAAAGUCCUGAAUUCUCGACAGAUUACAUAAAUUGUACUAAAAUACCAACUGUGCAUGGACCUCGCGAUAUUGUGAAGUUUGAGAUAACCGAUGGGAGGUACUCGACUAAGGUAACUGUGUGGGGAGAUCUUGUUGUCGCAACAGAGGCUGCCUACCAAAAAGCUGUCGUUAAACCAGUUGUUGGCAUUGUUUGUAGCGCUAAGCCCAAGAUAUUUUUAAAUGCUGUCCAAAUGAAUACAAUCCCUUCGUCAAAAAUCUAUAUGAAUCUUGAUACUGAUUCAAUUACAGCGAUGAGGCAGAGGUUGAUACAAGAAGGAUAUGUUGCCGAAGAAAAUGCGUUGACAUCACCCGUGGCAAAGCCCGUGUUGGAUAUAAUUGAGACGUUAACUUUGAAGCAAUUGGGUGACAUAGCUGGCGAGUCGUACAAAAAGAAAACUGUGUUUUGUGAGAUAAAAGUGACCACUGUUGAACAAGGUAGGAAUUGGUGGUAUGAUAGCUGUGGAUGUCAAUUUGAAGUUGUUUUGAAGGAUGGAAAGCUCUUUUGCGGUGAAUGUAAAAAAAAUAUCCCCGUCGCAGAAAAGAGGUUCAGGAUAGUGAUACUCGGGGAAGAUUCUGAUGAGGCGUACAAUUUCAUCUUGAUGGAUCGUGCAGGUCGGAGACUUAUUGGAACAACAGCAACCAAAAUGUUGUCAGACAUGAUAAAGGAACAAAAGGUGGAUGUCUUUCUUCCGAAAAUUGCCGCAUUGUCUGGGAAAGUGUUAAAACUAAAUUUAGUCUUUUCAGACGAUAAUAUAUCGUCAAAAAGUCGUUUAUACACUGCAGUAGAUGCAUAUGAUCCUAGCCGGUUUCAGGAUCAGUGUCAUCUACACCGACUUGCUUUACUUCUACUGUUAGAGAAGUAA